Molecule: messenger RNA, 874 nt
Organism: Amborella trichopoda
Lineage: Eukaryota; Viridiplantae; Streptophyta; Magnoliopsida; Amborellales; Amborellaceae
Product: 50S ribosomal protein L34
Source: RefSeq, a predicted model, not a curated record
UCUUCGAUUUAAAUUACCGAUUUUGGAAGCCUAUCCGAGAAACCGAUCCGGUUUUUAACCUUUAACAUGCUCGCAACGAGAAAUGGUAGUCACCUGUAAUCUCUCUUCUCCCCUUCUUCCUCCUUUCUCUUUCUUCAAUUCCUCUCUCCAACAUUUCUCAAGACAAUCACAAAACCUUUCCCUUUUCUCUCUUUUCAAUUCCCCUGGUCACCUGUUACAACCAAAACCAUCCAAACAUCUUCGAGCCACUUCCUCCAAAGCUUUAUCCGUUGCAAUGGAUUCUAAAGAAACCUCUAAAGAAAGUGAACAAGAUUCUCGUAUGAAGCUUUUAUUCGUAGAAAUGGGGGUCGGUUAUGAUCAACAUGCGCAGGAUAUAACUGCUGCUGCUAUGAGGGCUUGCAGGGAUGCUAUAUCUUCUAAUUCGAUUCCGGCCUUUCGCCUAGGCUCUGUACCCGGGGUUACAUUUGAUCAGAUGAAACUUAAGAUCAAGUUGGGAGUUCCGCGUUCGACCCAACAAUCUUUGGACGUUGAAAAAGUUAAAUCUGUUUUCCCAUAUGGUAAUAUUGUUAGCUGUGAGGUUGUGGAUGGUGGAUUGAUUUGUUCGAGUGGUGUCUGUUUGGAGGCAAUUGGUGACAAAAAUGAUGACUGCUACAUUGUAAAUGCUGCAGUCUAUGUUGGUUAUUAGUUUUGAUCUCAUUUUGUUGCAAUGUGCAACAGAUCACUUUGCACUACUGUCUCUCUCACUUUGCACUACUUUCUCUCAUGAAGAUCAUCAUUGUUGUUCAUUUUUCAUGAAUAGUUUGUUAGUUUUCUAAUGUUAUUAUCUGGCAUUAUCCUGAUUGGAAAAUGGGGCAAGCGUGCCGUUUUCAUGUAA